This is a messenger RNA of Olea europaea var. sylvestris, 423 nucleotides long. RefSeq lists its product as uncharacterized. Lineage: Eukaryota; Viridiplantae; Streptophyta; Magnoliopsida; Lamiales; Oleaceae. The coding region runs from base 1 to 423 and encodes 140 amino acids. The transcript is spliced from 6 exons. The record is from RefSeq and is a predicted model, not a curated record.
AUGUCUUCUAGAGUCAAAUUACUAGAGGAUUCUAAUCAAGCUAGAAAUUCUUUGUCUGAAUCUGGCCAAGAAAGAGGAAUCUCCACAGCUUCGUUGCCUACUUCAUCAGAGAUAAGCGAAAUACAAGACAUGGGAACGCUUGGUAAGAGUAACAUUUUACCCCCUGUUCCAUCUGCUGCUCAUGCGCGAACUUUAAGGAAGAAUUCAGGUGAUCAACUUGCUAUCGAUAUUGAUUCUGAAUCUGAAAGAUUGGUUAACAAGAAGGAAGCUGAUGAAGAUAAAGGUCAUGUGUUCAAGUCUCUUAAUACAGCGGCGAUAGUUUUUGUUGCUAAUGGUGCAGGUGGUCAUGAUGAGAUGGCUCGCGUUUGGUUCCCACAUGACUUUUACUCUUUCUCCAAAGAAAGCCUCCUCCAUGGUGAUUAA